This is a messenger RNA of Pocillopora meandrina, 696 nucleotides long. The record is from the annotation of a GenBank genome assembly. NCBI's taxonomy places the organism in Eukaryota, Metazoa, Cnidaria, Anthozoa, Scleractinia, Pocilloporidae.
AUGGAACUGUCUCAAAUCGACUCGCCUGGAACCGUUCGAAGAUACGCAGACAGACGAAAGAAAGAUAAAUUGCAGAGAUGUAGAUCGGUCGGAAACGUGGCAUUUCCGAAUGGUUUAAACCUUUACAAUCACGCCUAUCACAAUAAAAGGAGGCAUACAGUACCCACAGAACAAGAGAGGACACCACCAGCUAUUGUCAUCGAUUGUGCAAAAGACGAACCACAGGAUAAACUGAACGAACUCGACAUGCUAAAUAACAAUUACGAUGAAGGUCUCUUAAAUCCUUCAUACGUUUUAGACGCCGCUGUAGCGAGGAAUGACUCUCGCCUGCUUCAUGGAAUUUUAAGCGCUGGACACAUUAUGUUGGACAAUUUAAACGCCAGCGGAGGGACUGCAAUGCACGAAGCUGCAUUUCAAGGUAAAGUGAAAUGUUUGGAAGUGUUUCUGAAGUUUGGCGCUUCGGUAGACAUAAGAGAUAAAGAGGGAUGGACGCCUCUUCACGCCGCUGUCUGCGGAGGUGAUAUUAGAGCUGUAAUUUUCCUUAUUAGGAAUGGAGCGAGCGUAAAAGCUUACACGAGGGAAGGACUUACACCUGUUGAAAUCGCAAUGGACAACAAGGACAAGAAAAUGGUCCAAGCGCUUUCUCUUCUUAGCACGGGAAACAAGCGCGUUCGAAUGUUUGCACAAGAAGCAUGA